AUACCGUGACAACACUAUCAUCAUCAUCUAUCUAGUCUAGCAAAACCAAAGAGAGCUAAUAAGCAACCAUGACGAGACGAGCUGCAGCCAUCCUGAUACUGAUGCUCUCGCUCCCGGCGGCGUCCCUCCUGGUCGCCGCCGGCGACGUGGGCGUCGACACCAUCCGCCUCCCGAGCGACGGCGGCGAAGGUCUCGCAACGAGCAAGGGAGGCGAGGAGGCGACACUCCCACUCCCUAACCAAGUUCUGGCGCCGCCGAGGGAGGAGAACGACGUCGGCGGCGUCCUCCUCGAAGGAGAGGAGAGGCCGUGGGUGUGCUGCAACAGCACCGUCUGCACCAAGUCCUUUCCGCCGACGUGCCGCUGCCUUGACGAGGUGGAGGAGUGUGGCCCCGCGUGCAAGCGCUGCGAGCCGUCAGGGAUCAACCCGAACCGUCACGUCUGCAACGACCAGUACCACGGCGACCCAGGGCCGACAUGCGCCAAGGAGGAGAGGCCAUGGGCGUGCUGCGACCGGACCGUGUGCACCAAGUCCUUGCCGCCGACGUGCCGCUGCCUAGACGAGGUGGAGGAGUGCGCCCCCGCGUGCAAGCGCUGCGAGCCGUUCGGGAUCAACCCAAAAAUUCACGUCUGCAAUGAUCAAUAUCACGGCGACCCCGGGCCCAAGUGCGGCAAGGAUGACCACCACCACCACGACGUCCCCGCCGGCUCGCCGUCCCUCGCCGCCGCCGGCAGGAAGAUGCAGCUACUGUUGGGCUCUCUGGUCUUGAUGUUUAUCCAGAGUCGCUAGAUGCCUGCGUGUACUUUCAUUUCAUGGUACGUGGGAUGGAGCGUUCUUCACGGAUCGGGUUGCAUGUAAGAUUAAAAAUGUUAGGUGUGUCGAAUAAGGAAAAAUAAAUAAAAUCAAGACACAUGUGAGGGUGUCCCCUUUUUGUCUUCU
Messenger RNA from Hordeum vulgare subsp. vulgare (domesticated barley), 938 nucleotides. RefSeq names its product Bowman-Birk type trypsin inhibitor-like. The record is from RefSeq and is a predicted model, not a curated record. The coding region runs from base 69 to 788 and encodes 239 amino acids. Gene Ontology annotation, molecular function: serine-type endopeptidase inhibitor activity. Lineage: Eukaryota; Viridiplantae; Streptophyta; Magnoliopsida; Poales; Poaceae. The transcript has 2 exons. Gene Ontology annotation, cellular component: extracellular region.